CCCCACCUGGCAAUUUCCGAGCAGUCGCUCUUUUUCUUCUGCUCCUCCUCCUCUUCCUCCUUCCUCUUCUGUCGGUUCGUUGUUCUGCGCUCUCGCACACAGCUUGAUCUUUCAUGGCCUCUUCAAGCUCUGGAAUCUCAGUGCCUGCACCAGAGGCCGUUCAGGUCCUGAUAUUGUCCCUUGCCGAUGAAUCUCAUAUGGUUAGAGAAUCAUCCACGGCCGCACUCAAGGACAUCGCCGCUCUGAACCCUCUUCUGGUUCUUGACUGCUGUUCUGCGGUUUCACGGGGAGGACGUCGGCGUUUUGGGAAUAUGGCUGGGUUGUUUCAAGUGAUGGCAUUUGGUGUGCGAGCCUUGGACAAAAGAGAUGCAGAAUCUUCUUUCAUGACAAAGCUCGCUAGAAUUGCAACUGCGGAGAUUAUCUCUUCUAAGGAAUUGAAUGCAGACUGGCAAAGGGCUGCAGCAGGUUUACUUGUAUCAAUAGGCUCACAUUUGCCUGACCUAAUGAUGGAAGAAAUAUUUCUUCAUUUGUUGGGGCCGAGUUCAGCUCUACCAGCUAUGGUUCAAAUACUUGCAGACUUUGCUUCUGCUGAUGCUUUGCAGUUUACUCCACGACUGAAAGGUGUCCUUUCACGAGUUCUGCCUAUUCUUGGAAAUGUGAGGGAUGUCCACCGGCCUAUUUUUGCAAAUGCAUUUAAAUGUUGGUGUCAGGCUGCAUGGCAGUAUGGUGUGGAUUUUCCUUCGCAUUCACUUCUUGAUGGUGACAUCAUGUCAUUUCUGAAUUCUGCUUUUGAGCUUUUAUUGAGAGUUUGGGCAACUUCACGAGAUACAAAGGUGCGCACGUCCUCUGUGGAAGCAUUGGGUCAGAUGGUUGGUCUUAUUACCCGAACACAAUUAAAGACGGCUUUACCAAGACUUGUUCCAACUAUAUUGGAAUUGUAUAAAAAAGAUCAGGAGAUAGCCUUACUGGCGACAUGUAGCCUCCACAAUCUCCUUAAUGCCUCAUUACUAUCAGAAAGUGGGCCUCCUUUGCUUGAUUUUGAGGAUCUCACAGUAAUACUAUCAACAUUACUCCCAGUGGUUUGCAUCAAUAAUGACAUUAAGGAUCGAUCAAGUUUUUCUGUGGGACUGAAGACGUACAAUGAAGUUCAGCAUUGCUUUCUGACUGUUGGAGCAGUGUACCAUGAGGAUUUAUUUAUGUUCCUUCUGAAUAAAUGCAGAUUGAAGGAAGACCCUUUAACUUUUGGUGCACUUUGUGUCCUAAAGCAUCUAGUACCCAGACUGUCUGAAGCUUGGUACAGCAAAAGGCCUUUACUAGUUGAAGCUAUAAAGCUAUUGCUUGAUGAGCAAAGUUUGGGAGUCUGUAUGGCGCUUUCAGAGUUAAUUGUCGUUAUGGCUUCCCAUUGUUACUUGGUUGGUCCUUCUGGGGAGCUGUUUGUAGAGUAUCUUGUACGCCAUUGUUCUGUAUCGGAUCAGGAUAGAGAUGAUUUUGGGACUUCUAAGGAAUUCUUAAGGUCGAGUGGCAGUUAUUAUUCUUUCCAGCACAAGAGACUGGAGGCAAAGACAGGGGCAGUUUGCCCGAAAGAGUUGAGAGCGAUAUGUGAAAAAGGUUUUCUUUUGUUAACCAUUACCAUUCCUGAAAUGGAGCAUAUUCUUUGGCCUUUUUUGUUGAAGAUGAUUAUUCCCCAGGCCUAUACUGGUGCAGCUGCUACGGUUUGCAAAUGCAUAUCAGAAUUAUGCAGACGCAAAUAUUCUUCCGGAAAUUUGAUGCUUUCAGAGUGUAAAACUCGUGCUGACCUUCCUAAUCCUGAGGAGUUGCUUGCUCGUUUGGUGGUGCUUUUGCAUGAUCCUUUGGCAAGGGAGCAGCUGGCAACUCAGAUUUUGAAUGUCCUAUGUUGUUUGGCACCUCUUUUUCCGAAGAAUGCCAGCUUGUUCUGGCAAGAUGAGAUUCCGAAAUUGAAGGCAUAUAUUAGUGACACAGAAGACCUGAAGCAGGAUCCUUCAUAUCAAGAGACUUGGGAUGACAUGAUAAUCAAUUUUCUUGCAGAAUCUUUGGAUGUGAUUCAGGAUCCUGAUUGGGUGAUUUCUUUGGGAAAUGCUUUUACGGAACAAUAUGAGCUUUAUACGCCCGAUGAUGAACAUUCUGCCCUACUUCACCGGUGCUUAGGCAUCCUUCUUCAGAAAGUUGAUGAUAGGGCUUAUGUUUGUGAGAAGAUUGAUUGGAUGUAUAAAAAAGCUAAUAUCUCGUAUCCAGGAAACAGGAUUGGUUUGGCAAAAGCCAUGGGAUUGGUUGCUGCAUCCCACUUAGAUACUGUUUUGGAAAAGCUAAAAGACAUUCUCGAUAAUGUUGGCCAAACUAUCUUUCAAAGAAUUCUAUCAUUUUUUUCUGAUAAAGCUAGAAUGGAAGAUUCUGAUGACAUACAUGCUGCUUUGGCUCUAAUGUAUGGAUAUGCUGCAAGAUAUGCUCCAUCAACGGUUAUUGAAGCCAGAAUAGAUGCACUUGUGGGAACUAAUAUGCUAUCACGGCUUCUUCAUGUUCGCCACCCUACAGCAAAGCAGGCUGUUAUCACUGCAAUUGACUUACUAGGUUGUGCUGUCAUCAAUGCAGCAGAGAGUGGUAUAUCAUUCCCACUGAAAAGAAGAGAUCAAUUGCUUGAUUAUAUAUUGACCUUGAUGGGCCGAGAUGACAAUGACGACUUUAGUGAUUCUAAUCUUGAGUUUCUGCACACGCAGGCCCUUGCUUUAAGUGCAUGCACUACUUUGGUUUCUGUGGAGCCAAGGCUUACCACUGACACCAGAAAUCUUGUUAUGAAGGCAACUUUAGGAUUUUUUGCUUUACCAAAUGAUCCAUUAGAUGCUGUCAAUCCUCUUAUGGACAACCUCAUCACUCUUUUAUGUGCAAUUCUUCACACAAGUGGAGAGGAUGGAAGAAGCCGAACAGAGCAGCUGUUGCAUAUUUUGAGACAAAUUGAUCAAUAUGUUACCUCAACUGUGGAGUAUCAGAGGAAAAGAGGUUGUCUUGCUGUCUAUGAGAUGCUUGUCAAGUUUCGAACACUUUGUGCUGCAGGAUAUUGUACACUUGGUUGCCAUGGAAGUUGCACACAUAGCAAGCAAAUCGAUCGUGCUCUGCAUGGAAAUUUUUCCAACUUACCCUCUGCAAUUCUGUUGCCAAGUCGUGACGCCUUAUGUUUGGGAGAGAGGGUCAUAAUAUAUCUACCACGUUGUGCAGAUGCUAAUGCUGAAGUUAGAAAAGUUUCAGCCCAGAUUCUGGAUCUGUUCUUCAGCAUAUCCCUUUCAAUUGCAAGGCCUGUUGGUUCAACUUAUGGUAUAGAUAUAGAAUUGUCCUAUAGUGCUUUGUCCUCCCUUGAGGAUGUCAUAGCCAUUUUGAAAAGUGAUGCGUCGAUUGAUCCAUCAGAGGUUUUUAAUAGGAUUGUUUCUUCCGUUUGUAUAUUAUUGACAAAGGAUGAGCUUGUUGCCACCCUGCAUAGUUGCUCAGCAGCUAUUUGUGAUAAGAUCAAGCAAUCUGCAGAAGGUGCUGUUCAGGCAGUUAUUGAAUUCAUAACAAAGAGGAGGACUGAGCUGACUGAAGCUGACAUUUCUAGGACGGCCCAAUCUCUGCUUUCUGCUGCAGGUCAUGUAACAGAGAAGCAUUUACGUCAAGAAACCCUUGGUGCUAUAUCUUCCCUUGCUGAGAACACUAGUUCAAAAGUUGUGUUCAAUGAAGUAUUGGUUGCAGCAGGAAGGGAUAUAUUCACAAAAGAUAUUUCUAGAUUGCGUGGAGGCUGGCCAUUGCAGGAUGCAUUCUAUGCAUUUUCCCAGCAUACUGUACUAUGCCUUUCAUUCUUGGAGUAUGUCAUAUCUGUCCUUAACCAGACACAUAUCCUUAAAGGUGAUCCCGAGAAAGGAGACUGUUCUAAUCAUUUCAGUGAUAGCUACAGCAAAGAUGAAAUCUUGCAAGCCGCUAUUCUUUCUCUUACUGCCUUUUUCAGAGGUGGGGGUAAAAUUGGGAGGAAAGCUGUAGAACAAUGUUAUGGUUCUGUUCUUACUGAACUUUUACUUCAAUUCGGAAGUUGUCAUGGACUAGCUAGUUCUGGUCAGCAGGAACCAUUAUGGGCUCUUUUAACUGCCUUUCAGGCAUUCUGUGAAUGUGUUGGGGAUCUUGAAAUGGGAAAGAUUUUGGCAAGAGAUGGAGAGCGAAAGGAAAAUGACAAGUGGAUUGAUCUUAUUGGAGAUUUAGCUGGCUGCAUUUCAAUAAAGAGACCGAAAGAGGUUCCAACUAUUUGUUUAAUUUUGAGUAAAUCCUUAAACCGACACCAAAGAUUUCAAAGGGAAGCUGCAGCUGCGGCAUUGUCAGAGUUUAUCCACUAUUGUGAUGAAUUUGGUUCCUUAUUGGAGCAGAUGGUUGAAGCAUUGUGUCAACAUGUAUCAGAUGAGUCUCCUACUGUUAGACGGCUUUGUCUUAGAGGGCUAGUACAGAUACCAUCUAUUCAUAUUAAUAUGUAUAUUUCUCAAGUUCUUGGGGUGAUAUUAGCUUUGCUUGAGGAUUCAAAUGAUUCAGUUCAGCAGACUGCAGUAUCAUGCUUACUUACGGUUCUUAAAUUAUCGUCGAAUGAUGCAGUGGAACCCUUUUUACUCAAUCUUUCUAUACGGCUCCGCAAUCUUCAAGUAUGUAUGAACACAAUGAUGCGAGCCAAUGCCUUUGCAGCAUUUGGAGCACUUAGCAAUUAUGGAAUUGGGGCACAACGUGAGGCUUUCAUUGAGCAGGUGCAUGCUGCUAUCCCACGAGUGGUUCUUCAUCUUCAUGAUGAUGAUCUUGACGUUAGAGAGGCUUGUCGGGGCACACUCACUCAGAUUGUCUCCUUAAUGGAAUUGGAAGGCAUGUUUGCUUUGUUCAACACACAUCGUUUUAAUUCCGAUCAUCGAAGUGACUAUGAGGAUUUUGUUAGAGAACUAACUAGGCAAUUCUCUCAACAAUUGGCCUCUAGGCUUGGUACAUAUAUGGCAUCAACAAUACAGGCAUUUGAUGCUCCUUGGCCAAUAAUUCAGGCAAAUGCCAUUUACUUCUCCAGCUGCAUACUGUCUCUUUCAGAUGAUCAGCACUUUCUAGCUGUCUAUUAUACACAGAUGUUUGGAUUGCUGGUGAACAAAAUGAGUCGGUCAGCAGAUGCAAUUGUCAGAGCAACUUCCUCAUCAGCACUAGGUUUGUUAUUGAAGUCCACUACUUCACUGUUAUGGACAGCUGCCCGGCUUGAUCGAGUGGACUCCGUUCGGAAGGGACCAUGAUUCUGAGUCUGCAGGGAACAAUUGAGCAAAAGAAAAUUUGUGUAAUUUGUGCAAAUUCUACUGACGCAAUGUAAAGUGGAUUGAGUUGACAAGUCAGGGAGCACAGGUCGGUGUAAAGAAAAGUUGCAAUUCAUGGGGGAAGGUGGGUUGCUGCGUCAACUAACCAAAGGCGGAUCUUGGUGCUGUGCCUAAUGUCAUUUUUGUACAGUUCCCUACAAAUGUAAUUAGAAACAGGGUAAAUAUUUGAAUCUGUCUUAGCUGUAACUGCUUGUUGUUUUUGAAUAGUUGUUGAAUGUGCUUUUAAACAUAGACAUUUAAAUUUUGUAAUCAUAGUUGUGUACCGAUAUUGGUAGCAGCAGUUUUAGGUUUUGUUUGCGGUUCGUGUCAACCGUGUUGUAAACUAGGUUGCGAUGUACAUGUAAUUGUUUGUGGGAAGUGAAGCUUUAUAUUGGCAAAUAAUUUUGGGAGUA
Messenger RNA from Malania oleifera, 5752 nucleotides. Its product is annotated as protein SHOOT GRAVITROPISM 6. The transcript has 51 exons. NCBI's taxonomy places the organism in Eukaryota, Viridiplantae, Streptophyta, Magnoliopsida, Santalales, Ximeniaceae. The record is from RefSeq and is a predicted model, not a curated record. Bases 114 to 5282 code for a protein of 1722 amino acids. Gene Ontology annotation, cellular component: cytoplasm.